CUUCUGUCCUGCGUCAUUCUUGCAAGACUCCCGCCUCCGCUUGCUUUCUUCUUGUGCUUUCCAUUAACCUUUCUUUUCUUCUUGCCUCUUCUUCAGUCCUAUAAACGGUGUUCCUUGAGCCGAAUCUGGGUAGGGAAGAGGCUCCUUCCUGUGGUCCUUGCUCCUCUCCAUCUCCAUUUAGGGUCGCCUGGAUACCCUUCCAGCCACGUCAGUAUCGGCCUCAGCUGGGCCCCAGGCAAGGCUGGCGCGGGCAUCACAGUGGGCGGCAGGGUUUGGGGGAGACCGUGGGCUAAGUCGUCUCAGUGGGAUGCCCACGAAGAGGAGGAAUGAAUCAAUGUGGAAGUUUUACAGAUGGAUAAAGUCACAGAGCUACCAGAGAAGCCUAAAUCACGUGCAGAAAUAACUGGAGGACUGAAGCAACUGCAUUUGGAAUCAAGUCUUGGAUUCUGGCCUCAGUCUAGUCCCAUUUCAUGGCUCCGUUGCCUUAUUGAGGCAACGUGUGUGUGUGUGUGUGUGGCGGUGGGAGGACAGCUCAGGGAUGGAUGGCUGGGAUCUAGGUGACUUGGAGGCAGAAUGGGAUCAUGAAGUGAGAGGCGAGCAAACUCUCGUCCGUAGCGGGGCGAUCACCUGUGGUCACCCUUCACCUCUGUCAGCCUCUGCCAUCCCAUUAUGAAGUCGCGGGUGACAGUGUCUCCCUUGUGGGUGGCUGAACAGCAAUUAUGACACGUGCGAUGCGCUCAGUAAGAGGCAGCUCUGGAAAGAUCUUGCUACUGCUCUGAAACUGACCAGAGAACGCUCUACUUUUGAGACUUGAUGUGCUUUUCCGUCACUGCGUGCUGCCUGGUUGGGUAUGAAGGCCCUGGGCCCUGGGCUGUAGCGUUUGCUUAAUGAAAAGCUGAGUCUGGAGGUAUAGGAGACCUGUCAUGUGGACUUGGAUACGUUGGAAGCAGCACCGAGCAUCAGCAAUGGAUUGCUACAAAGAUGUGAAAGGCUCCAUCCGCGAAUAUGACGCCCUCACUCUUAAUGGAAAGGAACCCAUUCAGUUCAAGCAGUACGCGGGCAAGCACGUCCUUUUCGUCAACGUGGCCACCUACCGCGGUCUGACGGCUCAGUAUCCUGAACUGAACGCGCUUCGGGACGAGCUGAAGCCCUGGGGCCUGGUCGUGCUGGGCUUUCCCUGCAACCAGUUUGGGAACCAGGAACCAGGAGAGAACUCGGAGAUCCUUCCGGGGCUGAAGUAUGUGCGUCCAGGGAGAGGAUAUGUACCGAAUUUCCAGCUUUUUGAGAAAGGGGAUGUGAAUGGCAAAACAGAACAGAAAGUCUUCAGCUUCUUGAAGCUCUCCUGCCCUCACCCCUCUGAGGUGCUGGGCUCUUUCAGACACAUACCCUGGGAGCCGGUAAAGGUCCACGACAUCCGCUGGAACUUUGAGAAGUUCCUGGUGGGGCCCAACGGGGUCCCUGUCACGCGCUGGUUCCACCGGGCUCCCAUCAGCACCGUCAGAUCGGACAUCCUGGAGUACCUGAAGCAGCUAAAAACGAAACAGGAAGCCCGCGUGUGGGGCGGGAGCCAUCCUGCUUCUUACCUGAAGACCUGUUUUUAAAAAAUUCCGUAUUUCACUACGCUGUCUUCCUAAAUGGCCUCCACUCGACUCAAUCACUCUACCCUGCCGAAGUUCCCCCUCCCUACCGAGUAGAUUGAUGCUCAGAAGGCUGCUGCUAUUUCUCCUUGUAAGAGUACGGACGUGGGAGAAGCACAAAACACUGGAAACCCUACAUCCUCAGACGCCUGUUACAGGUGGCAUCGCUCCUAUCCGUCAAGGGAAAAUCGGCCUUCCGUGAGGAUGGGUCAGUCUGCCACAGUAUCCCGGAGAAGUGCGUUCCUAGACACCACGUUGCCCCUGCUGUCUCCACCCGACAGGUGUAGAAAGGACAGUGGGGUGGUAUCUCAU
Messenger RNA from Leopardus geoffroyi (Geoffroy's cat), 1949 nucleotides. RefSeq names its product epididymal secretory glutathione peroxidase-like. Gene Ontology annotation, molecular function: glutathione peroxidase activity. NCBI's taxonomy places the organism in Eukaryota, Metazoa, Chordata, Mammalia, Carnivora, Felidae. The coding region runs from base 924 to 1601 and encodes 225 amino acids. Gene Ontology annotation, biological process: response to oxidative stress. The transcript has 5 exons. The record is from RefSeq and is a predicted model, not a curated record.